This is a messenger RNA of Suricata suricatta (meerkat), 3101 nucleotides long. It is a transcript of the gene MAT1A, whose product is annotated as methionine adenosyltransferase 1A. The transcript has 9 exons. The record is from RefSeq and is a predicted model, not a curated record. Gene Ontology annotation, cellular component: cytosol. Lineage: Eukaryota; Metazoa; Chordata; Mammalia; Carnivora; Herpestidae. Gene Ontology annotation, molecular function: methionine adenosyltransferase activity; ATP binding. Gene Ontology annotation, biological process: S-adenosylmethionine biosynthetic process. Bases 227 to 1417 code for a protein of 396 amino acids.
ACACGUCUGUGGCCAGGCCCGCCCUCCUCACCAUCCUCACCUUCCUCUCACGUGCUCACAGGCGGUUCACCAGAAGCGAUCCCUGUGACUCUGCCAAAGACAAACCUGCUGGGCUCACGGGAGAAAAAAACAACAACCGACCAACAACCACACAAAACCACCUCAGGCUAAGUUGACAGCACUGAAAUCGUUACCUUGAAGAAACCGAGGGGAGAAGUGUGCGAAGAUGAACGGCCCAGUGGAUGGCUUGUGUGACCACUCUCUGAGUGAAGAAGGAGCCUUCAUGUUCACGUCGGAGUCUGUGGGAGAGGGACACCCUGACAAGAUCUGUGACCAGAUCAGUGAUGCCGUGCUGGAUGCCUACCUGAGGCAGGACCCCAACGCCAAGGUGGCCUGCGAGACGGUGUGUAAGACGGGCAUGGUGCUGCUCUGCGGAGAGAUCACCUCCAUGGCCACAGUGGACUACCAGCAGGUGGUGAGAAGCACCAUCAGGCACAUCGGCUACGACGACUCCGCCAAAGGCUUUGACUUCAAGACCUGCAAUGUGCUGGUGGCUCUGGAGCAGCAGUCCCCGGACAUCGCCCAAUGUGUGCACCUGGACAGAGCCGAGGAGGACGUUGGGGCCGGAGAUCAGGGUUUGAUGUUCGGCUACGCCACCGACGAGACGGAAGAGUGCAUGCCCCUCACUAUCAUCCUCGCCCACAAACUCAAUGCCCGAAUGGCGGACCUCAGGCGCUCUGGGGUCCUCCCCUGGCUGAGGCCCGACUCCAAGACCCAGGUGACCGUUCAGUACGUACAGGACAACGGCGCAGUCAUCCCUGUGCGCAUCCACACCAUCGUGAUCUCCGUGCAGCACAACGAGGACAUAACGCUGGAGGACAUGCGCAAGGCCCUGAAGGAGCAGGUGAUCAAGGACGUGGUGCCAGCCCAGUACCUGGACGAAGAUACCAUUUACCACCUGCAGCCCAGUGGGCGGUUUGUCAUCGGAGGUCCCCAGGGAGAUGCGGGUGUCACCGGCCGGAAGAUUAUCGUGGACACAUACGGGGGCUGGGGGGCGCACGGUGGCGGCGCCUUCUCCGGGAAGGACUACACCAAGGUGGACCGCUCUGCAGCCUACGCUGCCCGCUGGGUGGCCAAGUCCCUGGUGAAAGCAGGGCUCUGCCGCAGAGUGCUCGUGCAGGUUUCCUACGCCAUUGGUGUGGCAGAGCCCCUGUCCAUUUCCAUCUUCACCUAUGGAACCUCCCAGAAGACAGAGAGAGAGCUGCUGGAGGUGGUCAACAAGAACUUUGACCUCCGGCCCGGCGUCAUCGUCAGGGACUUGGAUUUGAAGAAGCCCAUCUACCAGAAGACGGCAUGCUAUGGCCAUUUCGGAAGAAGCGAGUUCCCGUGGGAAAUUCCCAAGAAGCUUGUGUUUUAGAGCUGGUGGGCGCAGGGCCCGCAUGGCCCUGGGCGUGUCUGGGUGGUCUGUUUCAUCUUGCCUGGGACCCCAACUCUCAGAUGUCCCAGCCCCAGGGCCCCGACUGCCUUCCUCACCCAUUGCCCCCUCCUGGACCAAGCUGCCCCCCGCCCCCGGGUUAGCCCUGUGCUAUCGUCACUGUGAAUGGCAGGGGGCUUGCUGGUGCCUGAGGUCAGACCUCCUCAUGAGGGCAGUCACAGUGUCCCCUGCUUUCCCCUCAGACCGAGGCGAUGCUAAUUUAGUGGGAAAACCACCCCUGUCCAGAGUAAGUCCCCUCACGCCUCCCCCAUGGCCAGUCCCCUCCUCCCUCACAGAUCUCAGGGGUCCUGGGUGUGCUGGGUCUGCCCGUCCCGUCUGUGCCCUGUGCUCUGUAUCCUGAGCCGGGGGCUUCACAGAGGCCUCCUGGGCUAGGCGUCCGGCGGGGAGGGGAACGGGGCUGACAUUUGCUGAGCGGCCCUGGUGGGCGAGGGGCCGGGUUAAUUAUCACUCUCGUUUCUUCUUCACCACAACAUGGUGAGGUAACACCUCACUCCCUCUUUACAUAUGGGGAAACUGAGACACAGAUCAACUGGGUAGCCUUCCCAAGGUCCCGCGGCCACAUGCAUCAAGACCUAGACAGGAAUCCCCCCAACCCCAUUCCCAUCUCGUGCCAGACAGAGGCCUCAGUGAUGACCGAGCAGAUUGAAAAGCAGCCCCGUAUCCUCUGUCCUGAAGACCUGAGCUUGCUGCGAGUCGGGGAUUGACCCUGGGCUCUUGCUGAGCCCUGGCCAGGGAUACGCGAAGUCAGGACAGAGAAACGGCUUGUCCUAGCUCAGGUGGCCUGCCCCUUAGACAGGGGACCGGAACCCCGUGUGCUUCAAGUCCUUCUCUCUUCAGCCUCUUGGUCUGAAUGCUGUCGGUAUAAGGGUGUGAGCCCCUCCAAUGCCCCUUCCAAAGAGGCCCCAUGUAAGGGCCGAAGAGCUAAUGUCAAGUAGUGACCCAGGUGGCAGAGCUGCACCAGUGGCGGACAAGUUGGCCGAGGUGUCAAGGGAAAUUCCACCCUUGCCACGUGGCUUCUGGAGCACAGAACCAGGGGUCCUGAGCGGUCCUCGGGGCGCUGGGGUCUUGGAGGCUGCACGCUCACCGCCUUCCCUUCCCCGGCCAGCACUCCCUCCCCACCUGCCCUCAGCCUGGGCCUCUGACGGCACGUCUCGCCUUCUCCCUAGCGGCCCAGACCGCAGGCUCAGGUAGGGCCCCCAAGGCUCCCAAGAGAACACUGAGGCCUGGGCUUUUGUCCAGGGUACGUGGCGCUGGAUCCGGCUGAACCAGGGAGCCCACGGAGCCUUGUCUGGGCCUGACGCACAAGAACCCAAGCUUUCAUCCGUCAGCUCUUCAGGGGAGGCGAAGGCCGAAUUCCCACAUAAACCUAAAGCUUGUGUCCUCUCCAGAGGCUCGUUUACCCUGCAAGUUGCAAGGUCCCUCCAGGAGCGGGAGGCACAGCCUGCUUGAGGUCAGUUCCCCCUGCUUAAGCCCUGUUCGAGGUGAAAAUUUGGAAUCACACGCUUUCCCCUCCCCCUGGAGAAACAAGAUCUUUGUUUGUGUGAAACUAGAACUGUUAUGUGUUAAUAGUUCCUGCUGGGACAGUGAAUAAAAACUGAAGGAACAA